Ophidiomyces ophidiicola is the source of this 1998-nucleotide messenger RNA. RefSeq lists its product as uncharacterized. The transcript is spliced from 7 exons. Bases 1 to 1998 code for a protein of 665 amino acids. The record is from RefSeq and is a predicted model, not a curated record. NCBI's taxonomy places the organism in Eukaryota, Fungi, Ascomycota, Eurotiomycetes, Onygenales, Onygenaceae.
AUGGCAAGGAAACCGGAUAUUUCCAGCUACUUCUCAGCAGUCAAAGGCGUUGAGACCCCUGCCAAGGACGAUCCAUCCCAGAGCGCCCCAUCCUCACCCCUCUCCUCAUGUCCAUCAAACCUUUCCUCACAGGACUUUUUAUCGCCCAAGACGACCAGAACUUCGAAAAGACCCCCGAGCCCGCUAAAAUUUAACUUCCAAAGCAGGCUAUUACCGUUAGACGAUGAAUCUAUCAACCAGGACUCAAAACCUAAUAUUUCCUCACAACAUAUGUCGUCAUUCGGAACUAGCUUAGGAAGCUCACAGCGGGUCGUCAAGGAUGGCCAAGUCAUUGUGACAGGCUCAGAUGGGGAAGACACCGAUUCUGUUUGUUCAGUUGGAUCUCUUGAUGACAUGCUAGACAACUUCCUUCGUCGUGACCCACCAACUCUUCCCCCGCAGACAAACAAUACUCGCAAGCGCAAAUUACUGACAUCUCCAAAGUACCACUUUUCUUUGGAAAGUUUAGUGGCGGAUACCCUUAACGAUAGGAAAACAGAAGCAAAAAUUUCUGAGCUAAAAAUGAAGCUUCAAAGUCCAGUCAGCAAUCGUGACAGAUCCAAUCCCAACCGAACUCCAAAACAAAGGAGCAGAAUGUUUCGUGAAGACAUCCUAGCCUCAGCCAUUGGCGAAGAAUCCAACACGGAUACACUGCAGAAGCUAAAAAAUGCUGUUUAUAGAACGGAGGCGUUUGAUCAAGAAAAGAGCUGGAGCUUUUUUUCUGAGAAGAUAUCGCCAACUACCCCUCCUAGAUUUCCCGAGAAGUCAGUUUCUCCUGGGUCUUGGGAGGCGGCUCUGAAAGUGCCUAUUUCUCGCGAUAGAGCUAUGCUCUCCGGCUUAGUAGGGGAGUCCUUGUCCAACAGUGUUCUUCCUGAUGAAGUUCUCCUUUGGAUACUCCAAUCGUGCACAUCAGAACCUCGAGACGAUAUCCGAUUUUCUUUUUGCAGCGCCCUCAAGAUUGCGCCAGCAAACCGAAUAGCGCAACUUUUCCAUCCUGCUAGCAUUGAUCGAAUAUUUGGCGACCUAGGCGCACGUCAGGAGGCUCUUGCAACCGAAGACAUUGUGGUUCCGACGUUCCUUCGAUCAAAAUGUCUGAGUGCGGGCGAGUGUAAAUAUAUUCUCUCGGUUUUAGAUCUCAUCAGCUGCCUGUCUCCAAAAUUAGAUUCGGAAGCUCGAAAUCACACUCUAAGGGUUCUUCUCCGUCUGACUCUAGAUGAAUCCUUUAUGCUUGACUCUCUUUCGUCAAUAGCGACUCAUCGGGCGAUAACGUCUCUCUUUGGGGACACAGACAUUUUCGUCACAGAUAUUGAUCUUUAUGAACUAUCUCUGCACCUUUUCAAAACAAUUCGGGAUGUUGCGCUCCAAAGUCAGGUACUAAAACAUAUUCGCCAUCCUGCUCCCCAAAUCGCUGUGUUUAGGUGCCGGCUGGCCGCUGCAUUCUUUUUCGAUGACGAAACGCUCCUGACAAAGCCGAUGGAACUUGUGUUUGAUUUAACCCGCAUGACUUCUCAACUGCGUGAUAAUCGCUUCAAGACCAACCGCCCAAGUUCUACGGGAUGGCAACCUUUUGAUUACUGGGAGCUUACUUCUUUAAUUUCUAUUUUAGAUGUUGCUAUCGACUCGGGCACAGGCGAAAGGACGUUCCCCGACAAACAAAGCGAAGCAGAAUUCAAUAGGAAGGUGGAUAAACUCGCUGGGCAGAUUAAAAUAAUAUUCUCUGCGAUACAAGACACGGGGGCUUCCCAUCUUAAACGGUCAGAAGCAAAGGAAUUUUUGCAGGCUCUAUAUUACAGACUGAUAUAUGCCGUUCGAACCAAGCCACAGCCAAAGGUUUCCUGGUUUCUGUCUCCUAAGGGAAAGAACGAGAUAUGGAGCGGAAUCCACAAAAGUGAGAAUUUGAUGGAAAAGUUUUUAAACCAGGGGAGAAAUAACGGCUCCAAUAAAGAGGGUUUAAAAUAA